AUGCAGCCCCUGCCGUUCGAGAAGGCGAUACUGCGCAGAUUUGUGCCGACCUGGCAGGAGCUGGUAUGCCAACACAUCGCCCAGGGAGUGCUCACGCGCGCCGAUUUGUCCAUAGAGAAAUGCCGUAAGCGACGGGCAAAGGGGGCGGGGCACCGCAAAGGUGUCACCAAUGCCCUGCUCAUACUCUCGCCGGGCACCGACUGCAGUAGGCUGCUCUUUUACCUCCUGCUGUACGUCGUCAACCCGCUCCACGUCUACGACAGCGAUGCCUCCGAGUGCAGAGUGGAGGUCUCGUCCGACCUUCCACGCCAGCAACCGCCGCUGUGCCUGCAAAAUGCCGAGUUGGCACUGCGCUCACGCAAGGUGUACCACGGCAUUUUCGAUCUGGCCUCAGGCGACGGUUGUGAUGCAGCUGAUGGUAAUGGGACUAUAAUACCGCAUGUAUUUCAGAACCUGAAGCUGCGCAGUGCUGUGGAGGUCGGCAACAGGCUCAUCCUGAUCUUAGGUCUCGGGCACCAGGAGGCGGUGUCAACGGCGAGGCAGUUCGCACAUCUCGUCAAGAACCUAUGCCACAGCACCUCGGAAACGCCGAACAACAUGUGCGUGAAAAUACCGCAGCCGAGGUUCAUCGACGGGACUGUGGUCGCCCAAGAAAGGGAGAAGAUGUACAUAGAGGGGGGCAUCUUCGGGCUGCCACCGCGCAUUCUCCUGGUAGAUCUGCUGACUGCGAAACUGGCGCCUGAGCUUGUUAGCGGGAUAAUUAUCGUGAACGCGCACCGCAUGAUGCAGGACUACAACAUACCUUUCCUGAUCAAACUGUUGCGGACCAGGAACCGGCUGGCGUUCAUCAAGGCCAUGACGGACAACGUCGUCUCCCUGCGCGAAGGUAGAAAACUGAGCUUCAUCCUGAAGUCGCUGUUCACCGCCGACUGUUUUAUAUUCCCGAGGUGCAGCAGCUGCUACGACAGGGUGCUCAACGACCCCAGCGUGCAGCCGGAGACGUUCGAGAUGAGCAUGCACCUCAGUGAUGGUGCCAAGCAGAUUCACCAGGCGAUCGUACAGGUGCUGCAACGACUGGUGGCGGAUAUGCAGCGGCAAGGCUCGCAAGAACUGCAGAAGCUGGAUAUGAACACGAUCAUGUACACCAACAACGUGAAGACGCUGCUGGUGAACGCACUCCAGCGGGCGCACAUACCCAACGAGUUCCACGUCAAGCGCACAAUGAUGAGCAUCACUAACCUUCGCAUGCUUCUAGACCAGCUAAUCAACAUGGAUGCGCUCAGCUUCCUCAACUUCGCUGAGGAUAUGAAGAUGGCGGAAAGCGAGUCGCAUUGGCUGUGGACACCGCUGGGUGCCACCAUAUACAAGCUGGCCACAGCGCGCGUAUACGAGCCCAGCAACGACACUGAGGCCGGCCUGAAGGUCAACAUGGAGCUGGACCAGAAGGGCGAGUGCAUACGCCGCAUCCUAGGCGGCAAGUACGUGGGAUGUGAGGAGUUGGGAGAACUUUUGCGCACCGCCAUGAACUGGCACGCUUCUAAUCGGCCGUUUAGGGGGCCUUCACGGUACAAGACUGCGCCCCCGCGAGUGAAUAUAUCUCUUCACUGGCGACGACGUUGCCUAUGUAGGCGUGAGGCAAGGCACAUUAGGCGCAUAUGCCGCUUCUUCGAGUGCGGAGGUGUGAUCUCGAGGAGAGCUAUCGUGGUUACGGAUAACAACUUCCUGCAAUCCCAUCUCAACUCAAGCCUCACAAUGUCGCUUAAAAUAUACAACGAACGGAAGUUCAUGGUGUACGCCGCGAGGCGUGCGGAUCGCUUUGAAUACGCAGACCAAGAGGAACGCAAGUUUUCCGGCUACGCGCAGGCGCAUUUCCACCGCAGCAUGGUCAACAGCCGGAAGGAGACUGACAAGCUGCUGCAUAGGUUUGUGGUGUGGUCCAAAUACAACGAAAUAUACCAAGCACAUAAGGAUCGCAAUGGCGAGGGCAGCCCUGAGGGUCAAAAGGAUGAAAUUGCACUCGAUGAUGGUGAGUCAACGGUAGAUGCAGUUGGCACCUAUGGAGAAAUGGUGGAUGCUGCCGGAGACUUCGCCUCAGCCGAUGUUGAAUUUGGCAACCCAAUCACUCUUGAUGAGGCUGCAAUGGAUUCCCCUGCAGAGAGCGCGGAGUCCGAUUCAGAUAUUAAGGCAGCGCAGAAGGUAACCAGCAGCUUCACCAUACCCACAACAGACAACACCUACAUGCUGACGAUAAACAUAAGCAAGAUGGUAAACUGCAAAGCCAGGGUAAUAAACGUAUCGCAAUCGCAAACAAGAAGUGAAAUGCUCAAAGGGAUCAUGGAGCGAAAACUGCUCUCUGAUGAUGCCGAUGAGCCAGUGCCAUUAAACUGUUCGCAUCAGGAAUUCUUGUACGUGUUACAACGCCUAAACCCCACCGUUGUGGUGGUUUGUCGCCCCAAUGUUAAAGUGUUUCGAGUGAUCGAACAGUAUUGUGCGCUCAGGGCCGCGUCGGGGCAGCGGGUAUGCCUUAGAGUCUACGUACUGUCGUACCGCGACUGCAUCGAGUCGCACAAAUUCGCACGUGACCUUAAGCACGAACUGGGGUGCUGGAAGGACAUACAGCAGGAGCUGAAGACGCUGCAAGUCACCUUCGAUGAAAGUGUUCUGCUCAGCAACGUAAACGGGCCCCCACAACUGGCAGUGCCAGAAAAGCUUGCAGUAGCUCAGUCGCCAAUGACGACACCGUCUCCGUUGAAUACUCCCGAGAAGGCGCAGGCCAUAGUACCGGUAACUUCUCAGGCGGCUGGGGGAGCGGAGCAGGGCAAGGCCACAACGCUUGCGGUGGCAACCACUCAGACUUCUGCCAUGCUCGCGGAUAUGCUGCAACCACCUAUACCAACCGCCAGGCCGUCUCCGCAGGUGGUGAUAGACAUGCGCGAGUUUAACAGCAAGCUGCCCUUCCACCUCUACUACAAAGGAGUACAACUACUGCCGAUGAUGUUGGAGAUGGGGGACUACCUGCUGACAAGGGACAUUUGCGUCGAACGCAAAAGUCUCAGUGACCUUGUCAGUUCACUGGGAUCUGGAAGGCUUGCACAACAGGUUGGUUUAUUCGUACGUAACAAGCGCCCCAAAACCAAUCAGGCCGAGGAGCUGUGCAGCGUAUAUGACUUGCCGUUCCUCUUGUUGGAGUUCGACGAUGCCGAGUCGUUCCACCUGUCUCCCUGCAACGAACAAUCAACCGGAAUUAACUACAUAUACUCCAAGUUGUGCAUACUCUGCUGCAACUACCCCAAACUCAGGCUCAUCUGGAGCCAGAGCCCAGAGAGCUCUGCCGCUAUCUUCGUUGCCUUGAAAAGAGGUCGCGGAGAACCCGACGCAGCGACAAAUGAUAUGCUGAUAUCGCAGGCGCGUUGCGGGGCGAAAGAUGGUGAGGGAUCGGGGCAGGCCAUCGUUGAACGCCGCAGGCCGGAAGACGUCAACAACAGGGAUGCGCUCCGCAUCCUCCGCAAGAUACCCGGUGUAACCAGCUACAACGUGUCGGAGAUACUGUCGAGGGUGACGUCCCUAAGGCAUCUCAGCGAAAUGGAGGAGGCAGAUCUUUGCCAAUUCCUUCCAGAAGCUAAUUCACAUGCCAUAUACAACUUCUUCAACCAACGCCUCAGAACGGCCGUUAGCGACCCACUGCUUGUAAACGUUCAACAGAGUCAGGUGGUCACUUUCGGGGACCAUGAACUUCUCCCUGGUGGCGCCGUCCGCGGUUUCCCGCUGCGCAUCGGACUCAUUUUCAAUGACGAACACGUUGGGCGCAGACAUUACGGAUACCACGGUCAGAACCUCAGACAGGCACUGCUCUCUCUCGCCGGCGAUCAUCAUCUUGCCCAGGGGAGGUUCCAGCGGGUAAUGGACCAGCUUCCGGCCGGUGUCGGUGAGCUCCCCGAAUUCGUCUAUGCCGCCCAAAAUCCACAGCUGCAGCAUUGCGCUCAGGAUGUUCUCCAUGUGAGGAGGGUCGAUGAAGUCGAACUCGGUGAGGUUCUUCACCUUCAACGAUUUCAGCAGCAACACCACGUUGCAGAGGUUGGUCCUCCGGAUUUCGGGUACGUUGUUGUCGAACAGGUCGUUCAAAAACGUGCGCUCAGUGUACAGGCGGUAGCAAACGCCGGGCGCAGUCCUCCCCGCCCUACCGGCACGCUGGUUGGCGCCGGCCUGGCUCACGGGAGUUAUCUGCAGGCUGUCCAUACCCACCUUCGGGUUGUACACCUUCAGCUUGCAGAAGCCGCUGUCGAUCACGAAUUUGAUACCGUCCAACGUAAGGGAGGUUUCUGCGAUGUUGGUGGACACAAUCACCUUGCGAUAUGGGUACUUCUUGAAGACACGCUGCUGCAACUCGCUGGGCAGCUGGCUGUAUAUCGGGAGUACGCAGAACGGCUUCAUGAAGAUCAGAACGUCACCAGGGCCCUCGGAGAUAUGGAGCGACACGCACUUGUCGACUGCAGACUCCACGUAGUCGUUGCCCAUGGACCUCAUGUACUCGAUCCUGACGGGGAAUGUGCGGCCGGGGAUUUUAUAGAUCGGACAAUUGCCGAAGAACUUGGAGAACUUGUCACGACGACGGGCAACCACGGACUUCAAGAUACCAAACAGAACGUCGGUGUUCAGGCUGCGUUCGUGCGCCUCGUCCAUGAUAACGCAGCUGUAACGGUCCAGCUCGGGAUCCAUCAAAGUCUCACGCAGCAAGAUACCGUCCGUCAUAAACUUUACCGCCGUGUUUUUGCUCGUGAGGUCCUCGAAACGGAUCGAGUACCCGACGAGGUCGCCCACCCUAGAGCCCAUCUCGGAGGCUACACGCUGGCAAACGGAUACGGCGGCAACCCUACGCGGCUGGGUGCAGCCGAUGAUGCCUCGCUUCGAGUAGCCCGCCUCGUACAGAAACUGGGCCAGCUGCGUCGUCUUACCGGAACCCGUCUCUCCCACAACGACCAUCACCUGAAAUUCGCCAAUAUACGACAGCAGCUCCUCUCGGCACUUGAAAACAGGUAG
This is a messenger RNA of Babesia ovata, 5037 nucleotides long. RefSeq names its product DNA repair protein. The transcript is spliced from 5 exons. Gene Ontology annotation, biological process: resolution of meiotic recombination intermediates; double-strand break repair via homologous recombination; nucleotide-excision repair involved in interstrand cross-link repair. Bases 1 to 5037 code for a protein of 1678 amino acids. The record is from RefSeq and is a predicted model, not a curated record. Lineage: Eukaryota; Apicomplexa; Aconoidasida; Piroplasmida; Babesiidae. Gene Ontology annotation, molecular function: single-stranded DNA endonuclease activity; single-stranded DNA binding; damaged DNA binding. Gene Ontology annotation, cellular component: nucleotide-excision repair factor 1 complex.